Molecule: messenger RNA, 2622 nt
Organism: Homarus americanus (American lobster)
Lineage: Eukaryota; Metazoa; Arthropoda; Malacostraca; Decapoda; Nephropidae
Product: putative transferase CAF17 homolog, mitochondrial
Exons: 2
Coding region: 235-1278 (347 amino acids)
Cellular component (GO): mitochondrial matrix
Molecular function (GO): protein binding
Source: RefSeq, a predicted model, not a curated record
UAAACAUGAUGAAUGAAUUAAUUGAUAAACAUAUAUAAUCUUUUUUAGCAAAGUUAAAUUCCAAGUUAGGUUUCACUCAUCGCAGUUUCUCACAUCCAGAGCCUUACUUGGGAUGGAAUACGGCCUCUCGUGCUCCAGAUAGUCUGAUGUGGUGAUGUUCAGAAACAUGAAGAAUUAAGAAUUAGCUACAGCCAACAUUAACUAAUUUGGUAAAUAUUAAGCUAUACCUUCAGUAUGUUACGGGCAUUUAGUCGCAGUUGUCACCGCGCAUUAUUGUGUGGGACACACCGAUAUGGCACUCCAAGUGUGGGGGCAGGAAGACAGCUCCAUGGUGAGGUGCAAAGGCAUAGAAGCCUUGUACAGAUUAAGGGGACAGAGGCAGGUGAAUUCCUCCAAGGUCUCAUCACAAAUGACAUAAAUCAUCUCCAAGAGGGAGCCACAAGUAUGUAUGCUAUGCUGCUAAAUACUCAGGGAAGAGUACUCUUUGAUACCAUAGUGUACCGAAAAGAUCAGAAAAAUUUCCUCGUUGAAUGUGAUGCAGAUAAAGUAACCCAGUUAGUACGACACUUGAGAAUGUACAGAGUGCGAAGGAAAAUUGAAAUUGAUUCCAUUGAUAAUGACUAUCAUGUUUGGUGUAUAUUUAAUCCAAACUUAGAUUUUAAGGACAUUACUCAAGUGGACAUGGAAUCACUGUACUUAAAUCCUAGAGCAGAAUCUGAAGCUCUGCUGGAGUUGAAAGAUAAAGUAGAUGUCAUAGUAACAAGAGAUCCAAGAAUGAAAUAUCUGGGUCAUAGAUUGAUCAUCCCAUGUAAUAGAACUAUUAAGGAUAUUGUUCCUGACAUUUUCUAUAGCGAGGCAAAAUUCAAAACUCUUCGUUACAGAUUAGGAGUGGGUGAAGGUAUGACAGAACUUCCAUCUACCAAAUGUCUUCCUUUGGAAGCCAACUGUGACUAUCUUCAUGGUGUUAGUUUCCACAAAGGUUGUUAUAUAGGACAAGAGCUAACUGCUAGAACCUUUCACACAGGUUUAGUGCGGAAAAGAUAUAUGCCUCUAAUAUUCUCAGGAGAUAGUACUGAUGUGCCUUUUGAUGCAAGUGUUGUGAAUGAUAAGGGAAAAUCUGUUGGUAAAGUACGAGGUUGUGCAGGUCAAUAUGGCAUUGGGCUUUUAAGAAUUAACGAGUGUUUGGCUGCUAAGUCAUUAAUGGUUAAUGAUGUUCAAGUUCAGACAUUUAGGCCAGCUUGGUGGCCAUUUGAAGCCUCCAAAGAAAAGAUGAGCUAAAUCCUCAAGUGACUGUAUAACCAAAAUAUAUUAAGGUUGCUAUAUAGGAUGGCUAAAACUUUUCACAUGGGUGUAUAGCAUAAAGUUAUUUGUCUCUAAUAUUCUCAGGUAAUAUUAGGGUCUUUAUCACAUGAGUAUUGUUGUAGUCAAAGAAGUUGUGGUAAAAUUAAGCUUUUGUUGAGUUGAGGAAAUAUGUUAUACAAGGAUAAAAGUUUGGUUUAUAGUUAGAAACCUUGGUGAUCCCUAAGGUACUGAUGAAACAAAUAAAUUAGCUCUUAUCAGGUACUGUACUAUGAAAUUUACCAUAAUGCAUGCUUAUCUCUUUCCAAUGUUGAAAUUAAGAGUUAUGAAAAUCUAGCUUUAUGCUUUUGUUGUAGCAUUGUAAGUGACAUAACCAAAAAUAUUGAAUGCUGAAAUAACACAAGAUUUAAUCAAAUGUCCUGUAUAUACUAAUUUUAUUGUUGUCAGUCUUGCUUAUCUAUGCAGCUCAGGACUGAUGUUUGUAAUAAAUGAUUCUGCAGGUACGGUAUCUUCAUCUUCUUUUUCUUGUUAUAUUAUGUCCUUUAAACUGUUGUGAUGAAUAUUGGCCUGUGUAGCCACUUCUAACAUUGGUUGAGUUAUGCACUGUAUUGCCAAUCUACAAACUUCAUCUCCAAGUUAAUGUUCACGACUGGAUUUAGCCAUUUUUAAUGUUGUCCUCUGUGAACUUUCUUCAGAACAGUGAAUCGCUUUUACUUAAAAGUCUUCUUGCCAUCUGUAGCAUUUGAUUUGGCUGUGUCAGUUGCAAUUACAUUACUGUAAUAUUUUAAGAUUAGCUCAUCUUUUGACUUUUAAAAUUUUAAGGCUACAAAAUGCCAUCUAUUAACAUUUCAGUACCAGGAUGGCAAAUCAGCACUGACAAAAGUAGAUAAAUCGUAAUAUGCACACAAAGUAAAAGAUAGCAUGAAAUCUUUGAUGCUUUUUUGUUUUAUAAGGAAUGGACAAAGUAACUCAGACUAUCUCAGCUGUAAUAGGAAUACUGUACAACUAUAAACUUUGCUUAGGGUCAUCAUAAUAAGCACAUAAUUUUUUUUUUAAUUUAAGAAUCCUUACCUGUACUGUUAAAAAUAGAAUAUAAAUACAUGAUGAACCUUCUGAGGUUCCAUGAACUUAUGCUAUUCUGUGGUCCAUUCCAGCAGUUUACAAUAUAUACACUGUAUGCAUCACAUUUAAUAGGGAUAAUCAUACAGUUAAGCCUUAAGACAUCGCUGGCAUUUUUGGCAAGAGAGGGUUAAUAUUUUAUUUUUAUUGCUGUAACUUUAUGGAAAUUUGUUCUUGUACAAUAAAAUUUGCUGUUUCAUUUAA